Poeciliopsis prolifica (blackstripe livebearer) is the source of this 5773-nucleotide messenger RNA. Its product is annotated as sprouty-related, EVH1 domain-containing protein 2-like. The record is from RefSeq and is a predicted model, not a curated record. Gene Ontology annotation, biological process: multicellular organism development; negative regulation of MAPK cascade. Bases 886 to 2301 code for a protein of 471 amino acids. The transcript is spliced from 6 exons. Gene Ontology annotation, molecular function: protein kinase binding. Gene Ontology annotation, cellular component: membrane. NCBI's taxonomy places the organism in Eukaryota, Metazoa, Chordata, Actinopteri, Cyprinodontiformes, Poeciliidae.
UCCCUUUUGCCCGUGCUUAUAAGUUGCUUGGAGCAACUUGGUGGAAUGUGCAAAAACUCUCCUUGCAAAAGCCGCACUUCCCUUUUAACCGCAACCGUCUGUGUCUUUACGGUGCCCGUAAUGCAUCGGCUGUGUGCGCGUUCAUUUUUGUUGUUGCUGUUGUAUUUUUUAUUUUAUUGUAUUUUUUUUACGGCGCUCCCCCGUGUUAUUACGUUAUAGAAAACAGCCUAAAGAAGGCGAGAGAGAGAGAGAGAGAGAGAGAGAGAGAGAGAGAGAGAAGAGUGGGAGGCGGAGGAGGGGAAUAAGCGUGGGUGGAUCGGAAACAUUUUCUGAAAGGAUCUCAAGCGAGAGAGCAGCGAGUGAGGCCCUGUUGCAACGUAACUUAGGAACUCAAACACGCCUAUAACGAGCGGCGCCUUUAAAUAUAUAUAGAAAUACAGACACGGCGGCGCACGCGCGCGCGCGCUGAGGGGCGCGCACGGUUUGUUAAGGUGUGACGGCCGCGUUUCUCUUUAUGCCCCCUCUGUCUCUCUUUCUCUCUCUCUCUCCGCCGUUCAGUCACAUCUGUGUGUUUGCUUUCAACCGAAGGGGGAAGUCUCACCGGAUAAGAGAUAUCCGACAUGCCCCAUCCGCCAUCUCUUUCUCAAUCGCCCUCAUUUGCAUAGCCUACCGCGCUCCAUUCAUAAAAAAAGAAAAAGAGAAAAAAAAGUAGUAGGCUAUGUGGGAUUGUAAACGACGGCUGGCUUUGAGAGUCGAAAGAGAGAGAUUCGGGUGGAUUCGAGUCGUCGCGGCUCGGUUCUGUCCGCCACGCGGGCUCGUUCGCCUCCUGCGAAAUGUAGCUCCCGCGUGGAGGCCCACAGACCUGUUUACGACGGCACGAGCCGAAUGCUUUCCCCCCGAACGAGCUGCUUUCAUGUUAGGCGACACAUGAACUACACUAGUGACAGCUACAUCGUGCGUGUGAAAGCGGUGGUGAUGACGCGGGACGACUCAAGCGGCGGCUGGCUGGCUCAGGAUGGGGGGGCCCUCACCCGGGUGGGCGUCUGUCGCCUCCUUCCUACGGAGGUGAUGCAUCUCUCCGGCUCCAGUUCGCAGUUCGUCAUCCGGGGGGAACGGCUGCGUGACAAACAGGUGAUCCUGGACUGUCCGCUGAGGAAGGACAUAGUGUACACUAUCGCAAUGCCGACAUUUCACCACUGGAAGGUGGAGGACAGGCGGUGCGGACUGUCGUUCCAGUGUCCAGCUGAUGCCAGAGCCUUCGACAGAGGGGUGCACAAAGCAAUUGAAGACCUGACUGAAGGAUCCACGACUUCCUCUACGGCACUCCAGAACGAGGGAGAACUGGGGGACGACGACGUUUUCACUAACACCACAGACAGCUCAUCCAACUCCUCUCAGAAAUUGGACAGCUCCCUGCCGCCGCUCGAGUCCUCGCCCCUUCCUCAGAGACAUAAGUGCACGCCAGGACAUCGACAUGACCUGCAUGACUCCUACCGCCUCACAGACCACUACUACUUGGACCAGCCAUUGUCUCGGAUUCCUCGACACGUCACCUUCGAGGAUGAGGAAAUUGUCCGAAUCAACCCCCGGGAGCGCAGUUGGGAGCGGAGCACAGAACGCUACCUUGGACGGCAGGCAGAUCGCUCCUGGAACACGGGCUAUGAGGACUACCGACACGCCAUUGUGCGUGAUAGAUACAUCCACCCGGAUGAGACUGAGUCCUAUGUACACUUCGACAAAACAGAGGCACAGAAGCACGACUAUACCUACCCGCUGGCACCUUCCUUAUCGCCAUCAGACUCUGACCCCGCCCUGGGAUCUUUGACCUCUAAGGGUCACAGCGGGUCCUACCACCAGCCCUCUUCUUCGGUCGUUUCCAGCCAGCCUCGGUCGUUUUUCACGAGCUCUUCCCUGUCCUCCAAUGGAAGGAAGGGCAAAGGGUUGGAGCGUGCUCAGUGCGAGCACUGCGGCGAGGCGUUCUACCUCUCCGAAAACCGGAGAGGACGGUGCCAGGACGCCCCAGAUCCCCUGCGGUUGUGCAUCCGACGGGUCAGCUGCAUGUGGCUGGCAGACACCAUGCUCUACCACUGCAUGUCUGACCCAGAGGGGGAGUACUCGGACCCCUGCUCCUGCGACGGAGGCGAGGGUAGCGGCGGGGGCCGACUCGGCACCCGCUGGCUGGCUUUGCUAGGCUUGUCCGCGGUGGCGCCGUGCCUCUGCCUCUACCCGCCCCUCCACGCCUGCCACCGGGUGGGGCUCGCAUGCGGCUGCUGCGGAGGCCGACACAAGGCCCAGAGCUGAGAUGUCGUACUUGGAAUCCUCUCAGAGGAAACAUUGGAAAAAAAAAAAAACUUAACCCAACGCAAACACAGAGAAAAGGAGGGAUGGGGAAAAAGCUCAGCAGAGGAACAAGUGGUCGCGGCUGUUCGCUCUCUUGCCUUGGUUUUUCUGGGUUUCUCUACAAAUUCCAGACACUGAAAUAAGCCAAAUAAGAAAAAAAAAAAAAAAACAGUUGGUGCAUUUUGUGAACAGCCUGGGAAGAUAAGCUCCCCCUUAUGGCAGACAGUUCUUUCAGCUCUCCAUGUGGCCAUUUCAUGCUCUGUUUCUAAAGAGAGAGCAGUCUUUUUCAGGGGGCCUUUUUUAUAGCCAACCUAUACGUCAUGUAUCACAUAUGCAGGUACUUUAUAUUGUUAUAUUUGUACAUUGACUCGGCCUCAAAGAACUUGAAUUCUUUGUUGUAUUUCUUUUUCCUUCCUUUAAUGUCUCUGUGGCCAUAUUGUUUAUUUUCUAUUCAAACAUCAGGCCCGCUCAGUUCAACAGAAAUCAGACACUACACCUCUUUGGGAAUGUGUGUGUGUGUGUGUGUGCGUGCGUAUUUGCGUGUUUAUAUGAGUGUAAGUUGAGGCCUUUUGUUGUCUGUACUGAAGCUUGUAGUAAAGCUAAUGUAUAUUCUCUUCAUAAGUUCUCUGCGGACAUCUUUCCUCGCUCAACCGAAUGCGGUACGAAUCUUAAAGGCACAGUUUUGAUUUCUGAAGCAAGGUUCUGUGAAGGUCUUAUCAGCAACAGGUCCCUUUCUUGUGAGCAGGCAGAUGUCUUAUCACAGUGAGUUUGUAGAAACGUCAAUGAAUCCUCACGUGAACCUCUCCGUUGCAUCUGACUCAGGCAGUUUGACUAAAAAAACAACGUUUGCGGGACCACGACGCCGCGGUUGCGGAUGUCCAUCGUCUACACUUCUGCAAGAGGCCGCCGGGAGGUUUGUCACUUUUUCUCCGCCGAGCGAUGUCAACGCCACUGACGAGGAGUUGCGCUGUCGGAAUGAUUCCUAAACAACUUACGAGACCUGGAAAAGCACAGGAAUGCGAAAAAGAAAAAAAAGACAGCCUGUCACAAAAUUCAACAGUUCCCUCCCCUUUUGGUGGACCAGAGAUUAGACUGACACGAUGCAUAGUGUUAUGGAUAAGACUUUUUGAAUAUGCACAGAUGAGCGCGCACGUUCCUGACGGUAGACUAAGCUAAAAAGGAAAAUCUUGACUGAAUCUUCAGGACAGCUUUUUAGGGUCCUAAAUGUGAAAGAGUGUCGAUGCAUUUUACUACAUGUCAAAUAACGAGCUUCAAAGUAGAAACUUUUUCUUCUGGUUUAUUAUUUGGUAAGGUUUUUCAUUCAUAAUUGAACACUUAAAUCACACUUCUGCUUCCAACCAACACUGUGUCUCACCUAUAGUCAUUGAACUCACUGCAAUGUGACAUCUUUCCAGUGCAGGCAAGGGAAUCAUUAGCGAUGACACCUUAACAGAAUCUCUCUUCAGCGAAUGUAAUCAAUCCUUUUAAUACUCUUAAGAUAUUCCAAAGAUUUAUGUUUUUUUUUAAAAAUCCUAUUUAUUUACUCAUCACCUACUUCUUGAAGUGUGAUUCACCGUUGCCUCAAGUAAUGCUACGAUAAUCUAGCAUCCCUUCAUCUUCUCUCUCGUGACCUUUAAGCAGUGCCUAGAAAUUCCCUUGACCAGGUCCGACAGUCCCAGUCAGCUCAUUUAGUUCAGCAAAGCAAGAGCCUCCAUCCAGAAAUCAGGACUAUUAUUAUUAUUUUAUUUUAUUUUUUGGUCAAACACUGAAAUAAUAAAAAUAGCGAUCACCCACCAUUUACCUAUUUUUGCCCAUAUGCCUUAAAAUGUGGAGUCUCAGUCUACGCUUCACUUUCUCUCUGUAAAGAUGUCUGCAACAAUCAAACUUAUUCAGCCGGACGUGAUUUAAGCUAUUUUUUUCUAACUAGAAAUUUCAAGGAAAUUUGGAGGGAAAAAAAGAAAAAGUUCUCACUACACAUGUAAGCUAUGGGCUCUGGUUUGCCUGCGAUACACAAUCAACACACGAUUUAUUUAUUUAUGUUUUUAAAACCUUCAAAAUCCCCAAACUCCCUCACUGGUCACAUAUGGGACAGCACAGGGCCCGACGAAUUUUACUCUAUCUUACAAAAAAAAUUCUCAAUAGAAUUUUACUCUAUUGAGAUAAUUAUCAAUUAUCUCAAUUAUAAAGCGACUCUGUGUGUUGCCAAAAGUCUCGGCUUUAAAAGUUGUUGUUGUGAACAUGAGAAACAAACUUGCUGAAACCGCGUGUGACCAGUGUGCGCUAUUAAUCUCUGCCCUAAAAUCGUCCCCUCAACCCUCAAACCUCAUGCCAGAUCUGGCUCAGCGACAGAACUGUGGGUUCGUCUGCGACUGAUUGGGAAAGAAAUGGUUGAAGUUUACAUAAAGGGGGGCAGGUGGGGUCUGCGAGCGCUUUGAAUUUUGCAGCAAAUGCAGAAAGAAAGGGAAAAAGAAAAAAAAAGAAAAGUGGAAACGUUGUCCCACCUGCGGUUUUACUGUCUCUUUGGCCCUUGGCCUCUGCGAUGGCAACGUCUGGAACGUGUCGGCGAACACAAUAAGCCGUUUAAAGAUACGAGGCAGGAUGUCGGUAGGAAUCCCUCGGAGAGCACAACGUGUAAAAUUGACGUCUGCGAUUCUAAAAACAAGCGUUCGGCCCUCAUUGUUUUGCCAAGGAAGCGUCCCUUUACUGUAGCUGAAAAGGGUUUAAGGAUGUCCUAUUUCCCCCCCUGGUUGUAUCUGUUCGACACAUCCUGUCCCCUGUACCCACUUGUGUGUCACUGCGUGUGUGUGUGUGCGUGCGUGUGUGUGUGUUUACGUGGCAUCCUCUCCAGCCUCUCCAUCCGAAGAUACUGGGAUCAGCUUGCAGCCUGGCUUUGUUCUACUAAUUUUGGAUCCAUUAAUGACGAUGCAUCAGGGACUGGGCCAAUCCGUUCAGAAAGUGUCUGUGUGUUGUUUUUCUUCUGUUUUUUUUUUUACAUUGAUCUCACAUGUCAGAGCCAUUAACAAAGUGCCUGAACACAUCCACCUUAUCUUGUGUAUUUAAAUCGGAAACAACAAAAAAGAAUUGGUAAAAAAAAAAAAAAAAACACUGUACUAAAUUGGAUCUUUUUUUUUUCUUUUGUUUUUUUUUUACACUUAGCAUUUUUACCUCUGUAAAAAACAACAAAACAAAAUAAGAGCAAAAAUUAUAUUAUAUAUAUCACGUGUAUGUUGUACAUUUCUAUUUCUGUAUUUGCUUUUUUAAGUAACUGUUUAUAACAUGUAUGAUGGAUGUAGCUCUUGCUUUUGAGAAGGACAAGGAAGUACUUUGUAGAUACGAAAGAGUGGCCAGGGCCUGUGAGAAAAAUCACAGUGAAAUGUGUGUCUUACCUUCUGCCUUUAAUAAAACGAGAGAACACAGAGAAAACCCGCACGAA